AUGGCUCCAGCCUCAGACUCAAUGAACGAUGGCUCUGACUACGCAACUCCCACCACUACCAAGACCUUCUCUUAUCCCCUGCCCCCCGCUUCAAACACAUCAACUAAAGAGAAGACAUAUUACCUAUCGGAGCUACGAAAAUCCGUCGUGAAACUACAGGAAGAGGUUAAUGGUUUCCUGACUACGAAAAUGGAAGAGGAUAAGGCUCUGGCAGCGAGUGCUGGGAUGAAAGCAGAUGAUCAGGCCGAGGAAGAGAAUUACGGGGAGGAGAAGGUGGAAGACGGCAGCUGA
Messenger RNA from Letharia lupina, 291 nucleotides. RefSeq lists its product as uncharacterized. The record is from RefSeq and is a predicted model, not a curated record. The transcript has 2 exons. Lineage: Eukaryota; Fungi; Ascomycota; Lecanoromycetes; Lecanorales; Parmeliaceae. Bases 1 to 291 code for a protein of 96 amino acids.